GGUUAAAUCACAUAUACCUUAAAGGCCGCUUUUUUAGUGAAUUAAAUGGAAUAAACUAAUUGUUUCUUUAAUUUCUUUUUGGUAAAAAUAUAAGUCAAGCGAUGUUACUGCAUAAAUAUGCCAAAUCUUCCAACUGAAAUAUGGUUUCGCAUUUUCGAAAAUUUGGUAAGCUGGAAUCCAUAUGAAGCAAAGAAUAACGGUGCAUUAUUGAGAAUUUGCCGGAAUGCCUUCUCUGGCGGUUUGCCUGUUAUUUAUUUUUUUCCCAAAUUGAACGCAAAGAACUAUGCAAAGUUCUUCAAUACCAUCAGCGAAACAGACUUUGGAAAACUGGUCCAUCACAUAAAUCUAACAAACAUCUCUUAUACAUCGAAAGCUUCAAUAACCUCCCGACUUUUGCGAAGAUGCGCGCAAAACCUAGAGAGCUUUUCAGGUCCACAAACAGGUCUUGGAUUUACGGCUCUUCGAGCUUUAUCCAACUGCAGUCAUCUAAAAAAGAUCGAUCUAUCUGUUCUUUCAGAGCGCAUAGACUUACAGUAUCUCUUUGCAGGCAUCCAAAAUCUCCAGUAUUUAGAAUACAUUGACUUCCCUGCUCUCUCAAAGUUCUCUCCCGGACAUAAUGAGUCUUGGCCGCCUUCGCUUGUUCAUAUUGGUUUUGCAGGUGCUAUUACAGAUGGAUUUAUUGCAGAAUCUUCUUUUCCACCUUCACUGAAAAGCGUGAAUAUAACAAAUUGCCCUCAGUUAACAGACACAGGUCUCUUUACCUUGCUAUCCAAAGUAGGUACAACCGUUACAUCUGUGACUGUACAAUAUCCUAUGGCUGAACUUUCUCGUAAUGCUCUCGAUUGCAUCUUCCAGUUAUGCCCUUAUGCUGGCAUUAUAAGCAUACCCGCGAAUUACAUUACUUCUAAUUUGUUUGAGAGCUUAUCCGAAUCUGGAGUAAGCCACAAGGUGGAACAUUUAGAAAUUAGUUAUUCUGGAAGCUUACUAACCGCCGUCAGUUUAGUAAAAGCUGAUGACAUUGUUUCUGCAUUGGCUGACGGGAAGCUGCCGCAACUUCGAAGAUUACAGUAUUCUAUUCGGCUUGGGUGGAAGGAAGAGUCUGAAGAUGUCCAAGAUUUGGUUGAUUUAAUUGAUGAUCAGGGAGGUGAGGUUUUCGUAAGCGUAAAAUAGUUACUUUUGAUAGAUAUGAGUACUUUUUGGUCCCUUCAAUGGGCAAUACAAACAAUUUUCUACAAUGAAGUCUUGUACUUAUGUGCCUUAAUUAAGUGUAACUUUCUGUUAUCUUGAU
Schizosaccharomyces octosporus yFS286 is the source of this 1288-nucleotide messenger RNA. Its product is annotated as F-box protein Pof5. Lineage: Eukaryota; Fungi; Ascomycota; Schizosaccharomycetes; Schizosaccharomycetales; Schizosaccharomycetaceae. Bases 118 to 1170 code for a protein of 350 amino acids. The transcript has a single exon. The record is from RefSeq and is a predicted model, not a curated record.